UGGAUGUGCUGGGUGAGACAUUCUAUUCACGGUGUUUGAUGGACCUACAUUAAGUUUGAUGGAUGUGCCUGGUUAGACAUUCCAUCAACGGUGUGUGAUGUGGUCAUCUGAAGGAAGUCAAGAGGCUGUGGAUUCGAACGAUCAUGAGCAACAAACGCUUUUACAACAUGAAGACAUUCGUGACCAAACUAAAGUGAAAGUACAAUCCGGGAAUCGGAUCGAAAUUCAAGAGGCUGAAGAUUUGAACGAUCCAGAAUCCGAGAAAGAACCGCUUUUACAAGAUGAAGACAAUCGUAACCAAACUAAUAACCAAGUACAAUCCGGGAGUUCAAACGGAAUUCAAGACGCGGUGGAUUUGAACGACCCAGAAUCCGGGCAACAAACGCUUAUGCAAGAUGAGGACAUUCGUGACGAAACUAAUUCCCAAGUACAAUCAAGGAGUUCGAACGAAAUUCAAGAGGCUGUGGAUUCGAACGAUCCACAAUCCGGACUGCAACCGAUUAAACAAGAUGAAGACCUUCGUGACCAAACUAAUGACCAAAUACAAUCCGGGAGUUCGAACGACAAGGCUGAAUAUAAGGCGGAUAUGGAGGAAAAUGAGCCUCAAUGCGAGCUUCAGGACGAUGCUACGUCGGAAAAUGGGAAGCCCUCAUCGAAACAUCCUGUCAAAAACGUGUCAUUCAUUACGCCAAUGCAAGAAACCGAGGAUGCGAAUGAAAGUGAAUCCGACCAACAAGUCGUAAAUACUGAACAAACAUAUGUACUACCAAAAACUCCAACCGAAUAUGCAAAGUCGACCACAGUAGAUAAUUGCUUGUCGGGAUCGUUUAAUGGAAACAAAAGACCUUGGUACAAGCUAGAAACGGAGCACGAUGUGAAAUCUUUACUUGAAAGGUUAUGUGUUAAAAAAACAGGUUUAUUAAUGUCAUAUAGGGAGUGCAUAUCCAAAAAGUACAAUUUGGAAGAUGUGAAUGAUCUAAGAAAAGCGGUGGUAAAGAUAAUAAGACGUGUUGGUGCAUUGGUCCUUACAACUGAGGAAGAUUCUAGUCUUUUGCAGUCCGUAAUUGAGACUCUGUACAUAGAGUCAGAUUAUGAGCCUGUUGUAAUCGGCAUCUUUCCAUGGAAAAAGAAGGAGGACAUUGACAAGCAAUGCAAUGUUAAUCGAAGCAGUGACGUAAUAGCGUUCCGUUAUAUAUCUCACUUUAUUUUCUGUGACGAUUCCUUUGAUUGUUGGAUAAUGCUAAUUAAGCUAGCGGAAGAAUUAAAAUGCCGGUACAAAGCUCCUGUUGUUGAAAUUUAUUUGGGAUAUAACAACUAUGAUGAGAUACAAAAAGCAAUCAUUGUGUCGAACGAAUACAAUAAUCCUGGCGUGCAGUUUCACUUAAGGUUGGAUACGAAUAGAUAUAAGAGUUUGAUAAGUGCCGAUCGAAGGGUAUGGAUACCUUCGUAUGGUUUUCAUUUACAAGAUGUAAUUAGAGCAAUUUUCAUGGCGCCGAAGAAUAAAGAUAUUGACUUUCUGAAACUAGCGCUUGUUUUAAAUGCAGAUGGAGGUAUUGUCUCAACUGAGAUAGACCAGAGUCAAAAUUGGAAGAAUGACGAAAUUCCAAAAUACAAAGAAACCCUAUUGUCUACUGUAAUAAUGUUAGAUCAUGGUGACGCCUCUAUAGGACUUUUAAGUUGUUUAGAAGAAAAUCAAGAAAAGGAGACCAUCGAAUGGGGAUCUUUGGAAUGCGGUGAAAUGAAAUAUAAAACUAUUGAUUCUGUCAAACAAUACCUACAUUCUCAUAUUGGAAUUGAAAUGAAGGUACCCAGUGGGAAGACGAAUCCGGACGAAUGCGUAUAUCUUUGGCUAUUUCUUUGGGCAGUAUUUAAUGGAAAGUUCGAUGUUGCAGACACAAUUAUGUCGUCUAAGAUCGUAUCCCAGUUAUCAACGGCAUUACUGGCAUGUCGAUGCAUUGAUUUAGUUAAACGGCAAAUUUACGACAGAAAUCUGCGACAUAUCUAUGAUGAUUAUCAAACACAAUUAACGCAUACAUAUGACACAAUCUUGAAUGAAGGCUACAACGUUAAGGCAAAAUAUAUGCAAUUUAUGCUUCUCCGACCAAGAGAAGAAUUAGGUGGUUCGUCAACAAUGGCUAUUGGAAAAACAAAUGAGAACUUUAUUGAACACCCAGCUUGUCAGUAUACCGCAAAUCAAAUUUGGAUGGGCGACAUCGAAAUUGAGCGAAACCCAAAUUGGAAAAUUGGAAUAUGCCUGUUUUUCCCAAUGUUGUCAAACCUUCUGUUGGAGUUUAAAAAAUCCGAUGGUAAAGAGGAUAGCGUAUGCAUUGCAUCCAAUCUGCGCUCUUUUUUCAACUGUCCGAAAGUCAAGUUCCUGUAUCAUACAUGUUCUUUUGUCAUAUUCUUGGUUUUAUUUGCACUUAACGUACUGUUCAAUCCUUUUGGCUAUCAAGCGCACGGCGAAUACCUGUUGAUGUCAUGGGUGGUAUGUUAUCUCACGGAUGCAAUAAGACUGUUCAUGGAAGAAAAACAAUAUUUUAGUGAUCCAUGGACGUUGAUGAAUAGUGUUGCCACAAUUUUGUUCGUAUGCGGAACAUGCAUACGAGCAACGUGCUGCGAAGAUGAAGGAAGAAUUAUGUUAUCAAUAUCAUUCAUGAUGUUUUCUCUUAGGCUUUUGCAUAUGUUGUCGCCACUAUAUGAAAUUGGACCUUUAUUGGUGAUGAUAGGACGAAUGUUUGCAGACUUGGCGAAGUUUCUCAUCAUACUCGCGAUUGUAUACUUCUCAUUUGCGAUAACAAUUCAAUCAAUUCUCUACACAUCUUCACCAUUUGACUGGAAUACGUUUUCAAGUGUUGCGAAACGCCACUAUUGGAAUAUGUUUGGCGAAUUUUCAACUACAUUAGACGAACUGGGAGGGGAAAUCGAAUGUAUUCCUGAUGACGGCGUUCGAAGCAAUAUAACAUUACCAAGAUGUCCGACGUUGAUAAGGACUUAUAUUGCACCGGUUUUGUUGGCAUUGUUCAUGCUUAUUGUGCAGAUAUUACUUUUGAAUCUUUUGAUUGCAAUGUUCAACUACUCUUUUACUAAGAUUCAAAAUGACGCCAACAGACACUGGUGCUUUUUGCGAUUCAAACUUAUUGACGCGUAUUCCUGUUCAUCAAGUAUCCCACCACCAUUUUCGUUCCCGUGGAACAUUUACAAGAUAUUGGCGUGUGUACGUGGCCGUAAAUCAAUCUCGAUGUCUAAGAAGCUGACAGGAAAACAGAACGAUAAGUUUAAAAUGUGGGAAGCAAAAAUAACACGUGAUGCAAAACUCAAAUCACGUGCCCAACACGAACAAGUUGAAAACAUAAAUACCCUUAGAUUAAAUGUGGAAGCACGUAGAAGAACGGAAAAAAAUCGCGCUUGUAUUUAGUUGAAAAGUCAUUAGACAUCAAAAUAGUAGGUUCGACGAUGACGGCAUUAUAUCAUUAGUCAAAGUGUGUUAGAUGUUAUUUUUUUCGCACAAAUGCGGAAUAUAUUUUUCAAGUAUCUAUAUAAAUGUUCCAAUCUCAUAGUACCUACUUACGCCAACCAUAUUUUAGAAGAUAUAUCUCGUUUGAUGUGUACUGUUUUGUUGACGGUCGGUCUGAACAAAAGCGUAUUGAAAAUACUUUGGAUUUAUUUUAAUAUACACGUUUAGCUUUAAAAUUAUGAAGUUUGCGCAUAACGUAUUCAUAAGAUUCCCCAGAACAGAUCGAUUUGUCUUAUUUAAGGUAUAUACUGAAAGUAAUAUGUUAUAACUAUGUUAUUUAAGAAAUUUAAUGUCAUGAUAAUUUAUGUUUAUUUUUUUAUAUUUAAUUUUGAUAAAAAUUCAGGUUAUAAUAUCAGAUUACUAAAUGUUAAACACUAGCGACAUCGAAAUCAUUGAAUAUAUUUUAUACUUUCACGAAAUCUCUUAGUUUCUCUUCAAUUGUGAUCAACUGUGCACAAUUUUUUUUUCUCACCAUAUAUCAAUGUCUGUCAUCAAUAAUUGUUUAUUUGUAGACCUUAAAUAUAAAUAUCACAUAUAUUCUAUGAAUUAUUUUUUUAUAACUGUUUUUUAUCUGUAUGUUUAUUUAAGUACCGGUUAAUGUAUCAUGUAUCAUUCCGUAGCUUCCAGUAUAAUGUUCAUUGCAUUAUAAAUGCUAUUCUAAUGUGUGAUAUUUUAAUUCAGCGGGGCACAUAAAUGAGUUACCUAUGACAUAGUUUGCUGAUUUCGUGAUUUCCAUCUACAUGUAUUACUCUUCACACAAAAGUCAUUGCAAGUAUUGACUGUACAAAUGAAUCAUUUAAAACAUAUGUGUCAAUUUUAUUAUCAGCUUAUCGUUUAUAUUAUAUGUUUUAUCACCCAUUACACAUUUUCGGGAGAGUAUUUGUUACAAUUAGUGAAACAUGACGAAAAGUAAGUAUACUAUUUUUAAGUUGUUCGAAAGACUAGUGGCAUCAUUAUUACCACAAAUAUUAAACCAAUCAAUCCAAAUAAACAUAUUUUCUCGUUACAUAAGAUCGUAUAUAUACAUAUUUUUUUUCUAUUUUUAAUGUUUUUCGUUUACUCGCAGACAUAAGACACACAAUAGUUUUCGAAUCAGUUUAUGUUAAUGGGCACCUUAUAUGUUUUUAUCAUUUGUUUUUUUUUUGCUUGUUUUUCUUACCAAUUAUGUGUAUGUAUAUGCUUAACAUGUUUCAGUAUGUUGAAUGUUUAAUAAAUAAAAUAUUGCUAUGUUAAAUUUUAUGCAUGCCGAGUCAGACUACCGUCUACAAUAUUCAUAGAUGUCAUUUUUAACUGACGCUUUGUUUCGUGCAUUUUCUGCAAACUAUUGUUUGUUGUUGACAUAUAAUUAAGUACCUUUUUUAAUAACGAUUACAUGAAAUUAAAUUUUUUUAACGAAGGGAGUAUAUUUUGCAUUUGUAAUAAGAUCCACUUUGCACUUUAAAUCACGACCUACAUACCAAGGUAUGUCAUUUAUUCGUAGUCAUGUGUUAAUUGUACACACACAUGAUUAAUACUAUUAAUAUGUCUAAUAUUAUUGAACAUUUAUAGUUUUCCGAUUAUUAUUUUAUCCAUUUGAGCAUAGUUCCCGAGUGCAUUCACAUAUUAAAUGUAUAUCUUGUUUUAAUAAAUGUCUAAUAAUAUUCGUAUUCUUAUAAAUAUAAAUAGGAUCAGCUUACCAUUAGCUCCAUUUAUAAAUGUUUUUAAAGACAUACGAUUUUAUACUUUGUCCUAUUUUGAGAAGAAUAUUGCCAAAAUAAGUUAUAAUGACAAUGAAGUAAUAAACAUCUUAAUCAUUGGUUUCAAAGUUUAACGGAAUCGCCAUCGCCACAAAUAUUGAACAAUAUAUAAAGGUACAUAUAAUCUGCUCAUGAAAUUUUCAAAACCAACAUAUGAACCAACUUUUGACAUUUAUCCGUUAAUACAUCGAUUAUCAGCAAAAUAGUUGUCUUUUUGAAUGAUGUUAUUGACAUUUAUAAUUGUAUUUUUUUCAUACACGUAUAUAUGUUGUAUUUUGGUAAACUCACUUUUGGUUUUCUGGAGUAUACUGGGCAUAUAUUCGCUAUGAAUUGUUAAUAUGUUGUAAAUAUGUUGCAGAAUGUAUAAUACAUAAUCUUUAUAUUAGCUCACUAUUAACAUCAUUGAUAUAUACAUUUGUUUCAAAUAUUAUAUUAAGAAAGUCGUAAUUAUGAGAUACAAAGAAGUAAAAACCGACGGACUUGAUACCAUACAUAAAACACAAACGAAAUUUACAUUUUUGUAUAUAAUUUGGAUCCACCAUGCAUCAUGAUAUAUCUUCUAAUUUCUAUGCAUAAGUGUAUUCAAAAAUGUCUAUUUCUUUAACCUAUGGUUGUUUUGAACAACAAUUUUACGAAAACAUUUUGAAGGCGAUUUAAACAUAAGUACAUGUGUACAUGGUAUUGUCAAAAUGUAAAAAAAAAUAAAUAGAAUAUUUGAACAAAAACAAAAAACAGCCCCUGCCAUGUUAUUAUAACUGUUAUCGGCGUUACUAAUUUUUAAGUCUUGUCAUUUUCUACAUUUCAUUUCAUCGACUUUUUAAAUGACUAACUAAUAAUUUGAAAUUAAUAUAAAUAAUAUCGCAAUCCCUAGUUCUUCCCAAAUACAUAAAUCAUAUAUCUGCUUUUAUUAUAUAGCGCGUGUAUGCUUUAAAACAUUGCAAUGUACUUUUGGACUAUUAAUGAAAAUGAUGUUAUAUUUAACAAAUUGUGUAAUCUAACAUUUUUCAACAUUGAUAGAUGUACAUGUUCUUAAUUUCGGAAUGACAAACAAUUGUAUACAUGUCAAUAAUAAUACAUUGCAUUAUAUAUAACUAUGAAGUACCUUUUGUCGCCGACGAUUAAUGAAUCCCAAAUGUAAGCUAGUUAACUGUAUGUGCGGUAACGAGUUUUGUGACGAAUAAAGGUCAUUGC
Molecule: messenger RNA, 6441 nt
Organism: Dreissena polymorpha
Lineage: Eukaryota; Metazoa; Mollusca; Bivalvia; Myida; Dreissenidae
Exons: 10
Coding region: 98-3415 (1105 amino acids)
Biological process (GO): calcium ion transmembrane transport
Cellular component (GO): membrane
Molecular function (GO): ligand-gated calcium channel activity
Source: RefSeq, a predicted model, not a curated record